AUGAGCUUCAGUCAGGGCACCCUGAUGCGUCCAAGGGCCGCCUCGUUUGAUCAGCCACCCAGUUACAAGACCAUUGUUGCCAUUCAUCCCAUUGACGACAUGGACAACAUGGGAGACACAAGGCACGUUGCCAUUGGGUUUGAAACAUACGGUGGUACAGUCCAUGACUACCGUGGGGCAGUAUCCUUCGAUCGCUUCCCUGGCACUGCUGCCAGUCGAUUCAUGAUCCAAGGAGUGGCUGUCAAGAGAGACGAAGAUGGUACCAUCGUCAGUGGUGAAGUGGAGGGCCCAAUUGAGAUGAUGGAACUCCGUCUCACUUCCCACUUUCCGUGGACCGAAUAUCAAGACAAAGGCAAGUUGUUGCAGUUUGCUGUGGAGCAAGUUGCUGCCCUUAUCGACACCAACAUUGCUGAGCAACAAUUCAAGGAAGAAGAAGCGAGGCAGAUAGCGGCCGCUAACAAGCAUCUGUUCGGGAGUCCUCCCAUUAGCAGCAAGGAGCACGACGAUGGCAAUGAUUGCAGCUUGUAG
Molecule: messenger RNA, 528 nt
Organism: Seminavis robusta
Lineage: Eukaryota; Bacillariophyta; Bacillariophyceae; Naviculales; Naviculaceae
Source: the annotation of a GenBank genome assembly